Molecule: messenger RNA, 3372 nt
Organism: Carlito syrichta (Philippine tarsier)
Lineage: Eukaryota; Metazoa; Chordata; Mammalia; Primates; Tarsiidae
Product: probable ATP-dependent RNA helicase DDX60
Exons: 23
Biological process (GO): defense response to virus
Cellular component (GO): cytoplasm
Molecular function (GO): single-stranded RNA binding; double-stranded RNA binding; ATP binding
Source: RefSeq, a predicted model, not a curated record
AUGUUGCACGACGUGUUUUUUAAUGGUGCCUCUUGGCCCCGGAAAGUUCCAAAUGGAAUCUACACAGAACGCUGGUCAUCACCGGCUUUUCACAACAGAAAUUCAAAGUUCAGGGAGAAGCUCCCGUGGGAUGUCGGAGAGAAGGCUAGGCCGGCAGCCGUGGAAUCUCCUCGCUGUCAACGAGGGAAGGUUUUCCUCUGCCGACACCUCCACCAGGCUGUAAGGGAAGAGAGCCAUGCCUCGUGCAUAUUUGCAUGUGUUGUAGCAAGUACAAUGCUUGGUGAAGAGUGGAUGUUCUAUAAUCUUCGAAAAGAACAUACAACACUUUUAGAGAAAAUAUCCCUAUUAAUUCUGGAUGAAAUGCCAAAAGCUGAAUACUCCAGUUUAUUCAACGAUUUUGUUGAAUCUGAAUUUUUUUUGAUUGAUGGAGAUUCACUACUUAUCACAUGCAUAUGUGAUAUAUCAUUAAAACUGGGGCAGAAUCUUCAUUUUUUCUAUCUGGUUGAACGCUAUCUUGUGGACCUUACUAGUAAAGGAGGACAAUUUGCCAUAGUUUUCUUCAAGGAUGCUGAGUGUGCAUAUUUCAACUUCCCUGAACUUCUUUCUUUGAGAACUGCGUUAAUCCUUCAUCUUCAGGAGAACACCACUGUUGAUGUUCAGACUAAAUUUUCUGGAUGCUUAUCAAGAGAGUGGAACAUUUUCUUGGAGGAGAGUUGCCCAUAUUUCCUGAUAGUUUCAGACGAAGGCCUGAAUGAUGCGCAAACGCACCUGUUCAACUUUUUAAUCAUUCAGUCUUGGGCAGUGAAGAUCAAUGCUGUGCUCUCCUCAGGGCAAGCAUCUGGCAUUCUUCGACUUUACGCGUACCUUCUUCCCAGCAUGCACAGAAACCGCAAAUUUUUCGAGCAGAAUAAAAAGGAGAUUGAACGUGCUUAUAUAACUCUGCUUAAACAAUUGGAAGAAAGUAGAGCUUUAGCAUUAGCACCUCUUUUUGGAAAUUUGAAAUGGAAAAAUAUGAUGGAAGAGGCACGUGAGACUAUAUCUCUGCUUAAGCAAGUGUGGCCAGAAGGAUCUGACAUUCGGCGUGUCCUCUGUGUUACUUCAUGCUCACUAUCUUUGAGAAUGUACCAUCACUUUUUAGAAAACAGGAAGAACUCCUCUGGUCAGAAGGCUGACAGUGAACAGAUGAAAGGUAAUUGCUUGACCCUGCAGGAUAUGGAAGAUUUGUGUAGACUGUACUGUCUCAAUGUGGUUUUCUUACUCAAUCUGCCUCUUUCUCAAAGAGCUCAUACUAGAGUCAUCACUUCCAGUUGGAUUAAGGACGUGCAAACAUUAUUUAAAAUGAAAAAGUGGUGUGAAUAUUUCAUCCUAAGUAAUAUACAUAUGUUUGAAUUUUGGAAUUUGAAUUUAAUUCACCUUCCUGACUUAAGUGAUGAGCCAUUAUUGAAGAAUAUUGCUUUUUACUAUGAAAAUGAAAAUGCACAAACAAAAGAAAAGAAAGAACAUGAAAAUGUACAAGGCCUACAGUUGAAUUUGGGAAAUGUCAUUGUGAAAGAUUAUGAACACCUCUGGAGUGCUGUAUCCACGUUAGUCAGAAAGUUUGAGGUUGGACAGCCAUUUCCCGUGAGAACCACAAAACUUCAUUUUCUCAAAAAUAAAUCAUCACCAAUCAAAGACAGCUCCAAGGAAAAGAUGCCUAAUUUGGGCUUUAUUCCAAUGUCAUCUAAUGUGGUCGAUAAGUUUGCUGGAGAUAUUUUGAAAGAUUUGCCUUUUCUAAAGAGCGAUGAUCCUACUGUCACUUCACUGGUGAAACAAAAGGAAUUUGAUGAACUUGUGCACUGGCAUUCUCACAAACCCCUCAGUGAUGAUUACGACAGGUCCAAGUGUCAGUUUACUGAAAGCUCUAAAGACCCUCGUGUUCUUAAAUCCCUGCAAAAGUAUCAUGUUUUUCAGCGAUUUUAUGGGAAUUCAUUAGAAUCAAUAUCUUCAAAACUCAUCGUGACUCAAACUGCCAAGUCAAAGAAGAGUUUUAGUGAGCCCAAGAGCAAAAAGACACAUGAGACCAAGGCUGAAAUAAUUACCAGAGAGAACAAGAAGAGGUUACUUGCCAAGGAAGAGCAAAAAGAAGAGCAAAAGUGGAGUGCUCUGUCGUUUUCUAUUGAAGAAGAAAUGAAAGAAAAUUUAAAUUCUGGAAUAAAAAGCCUGGAAGAGUUUUUGAAAUCUUGUAAAAGUAAUUCAGUGAAACUUCGAGUUGAAGUAGCAGGGCUCACUGCCUGCCUGAAAACCUGGAAAGAACAUUGUCGAAGUGAAGAAGGCAAAAUCACAAAAGAUUUAAGUAUAGCUGUUCAGAUGAUGAAAAGGAUUCACUCCUUGAUGGAAAAAUACCCAGAACUUUUGCAAGAAUCAGAUCGAGAACUCAUAGCCAGAUGUCUUAAGUAUUUAGGAUUCAAUGAAUUGGCAAGUUCUUUAUCUCCAACCCAGAAGGCAGGAGAUGACAUAAAGAAGAAGAAAAGUGACAAAUAUUCCAUUGGCAUUGGGCCAGUUCGGUUUCAGCUGCAAUACAUGGGCCAUCACUUGAUACGAGAUGAAAGAAAAGAUCCAGAUCCCAGAGUCCACGACUUUAUUCCUGACACGUGGCAGCGAGAGCUCCUGGAUGUGGUGGAUAACUACGAGUCGGCAGUGAUCGUGGCCCCCACGUCCUCAGGCAAAACCUACGCUUCCUACUACUGCAUGGAGAAGGUGCUGAAGGAGAGCGAUGAUGGGGUGGUUGUCUACGUGGCCCCAACCAAGGCCCUUGUUAAUCAAGUAGCAGCAACUGUUCAAAAUCGGUUUACUAAAAACCUGCCAAGUGGGGAAGCUCUAUGUGGUGUUUUUACGAGGGAGUAUCGCCACGAUGCCCUAAACAGUCAGGUACUUAUCACAGUGCCUGCCUGCUUUGAAAUUCUACUACUUGCACCUCAUCGUCAAAACUGGGUAAAAAAGAUCAGAUACGUUAUAUUUGACGAGGUUCAUUGUCUUGGUGGAGAAAUUGGAGCAGAAGUCUGGGAGCAUCUCCUGGUCAUGAUUCGAUGUCCCUUCUUGGCUCUUUCAGCUACCAUUAGUAACCCUGGACAUCUCACUGAGUGGCUACAGUCAGUGAAAUGGUACUGGAAACAAGAAGACGAAAGAGUGGGAAAAAAUCUUGCUUCUAAAAGACAUGCAGGCUAUCGUGCCCAUGUUCCCAAAGACUGCUCGCAAGGAAAACAGUCACAUAAAGUUAGACUCGUGCUCUAUGGAGAGAGAUACAAUGACCUAGAGAAGCACAUCUGUUCAAUAAGACAUAAUGACAUUUAUUUUGACCAUUUUCACCCAUGUGCUGCGCUCACAGCAGAUCAU